This is a messenger RNA of Jaminaea rosea, 537 nucleotides long. RefSeq lists its product as hypothetical. The record is from RefSeq and is a predicted model, not a curated record. Bases 1 to 537 code for a protein of 178 amino acids. Lineage: Eukaryota; Fungi; Basidiomycota; Exobasidiomycetes; Microstromatales. The transcript has 3 exons.
AUGCUUUGGACCCCUCACCAUCUCCUCGUUGCACCUGCGCUAUUCCUUCUUGCAGCGCAGCUUGCCCCGCAGCUGGCACUCGCCGAUCACCAUGUUUGUAGCUGGAAAGAAGGUCUCAACUCUCCAUUCGAGUAUGGCUAUGACCGCUCCUGCAUGGCGUAUGUGGCCAAGACUGCUUCGGGAUACGCAGAUUACCGCUGUGCCAAGGAGUGGCCUACGACCUACGGUAUAUUGGUGGCAGACUUCAACGUACUCAGCCCAGGUCGCCUCGAGUUUGCUGCUGCUUGCGGUGAGAAUGGUUACGCGCUGACGAAAUGGGUGUCUCCGAGCUGCACAUGGAUACAUAGCAUGGCUAUGUGCCUGGGCCGUGGGGAUCCUCAUCGGCCUGUCAAAGAGAUCAACUGUUUCUACAUGGCUCGCGCAGACGAUUGCGAAUGGCCCGCCAUGUUCACGAACGACAGUAUCCCCGACAUGGUCGAUAUCUGGUAUCUACCCUAUCCGGAGAAGCGCGAGCUCCGACUCGGCGCCGAUGAUUAG